AUGCGGCGCGGCAGGACACAGCUGCGUUACACUGCCACCUACAGGCAGCACAGUGACACGACCAGUCCCAACAGGACCGACAGAGGGAGCACAGCGCGAACUCGCCAGCACAGGCGAGAAGGAACGAAGGCUGAGCGCAUGCGCGAAAGGAAGAGGCCGCGCGCCCAUGCGCAUGCGUGCCUCGGCACUUCCACCCCGGAAGUAGGUCUGGACUACGCAAGGGCGGACGCGGUGCUGGGAGUCGCGUCCGGCCAGGCGCCUUUGCGUUUGUUCCCGGCGGUAAAGCGCCGCUCUCACAUUUGGAGACGGCGAGGUACGGCUGCAGCCUUUGUGUGUUAAUAUGAGCAGCGAAAGCGACUCUAAGAGGAAGAAACAAAAAAAGGAGGAAGUCAUUUUGUUCCUGGCUUGUCUGCUCUGCUGGUUGGCGGGCUGAAGUCACGUGGCCAGCCGAGGGUAUGCCGAUAGCAGUUCCAUGGGGAGGAGGAGAGAUGCUUCUUAUCCAGCCUUCGGCUGACUAGACUGGCCCAUUGGCUGCGCGGCUGGUAGCCUCCCCUGCACAAAGGGGAGUUGGAGGGGCUCAGCUUUGAAAAUCCAGGUGCUCAGGUGACUUCUGUAAGGGAAAUUGCACAGGUUGUGCUUCUAGUUGAUCCCCUGCAGUUCUGUCUUAACUAUAUAUACAAAUUUAUAUAUAAAUCUUCAUUCUUCUUUGGCGAUCACUCGUAGCCGAGUAAGAUUGUCUUCCAUAAACACGGUAUAUGUAAAUAUUGUGUGUGUGUUUGUGUAUAAUUGCACAGGUUAAAGUAAGAUGUGAAAAGGGGGGAGGGAAAAGGCGGGGGAAAGAAAUAACACCCAUAUGCAAUACCAAACAAAACCCACAGAACUUAAAAACGUUGCAAGAUUAUUAAAUGAUAUCAUUUACAAGAUCCUUAAAUGAUAAUGCAGUCCACUAUGCAAUUAGUGCCUUCUAGGUAGUGGCACCCUCCCAUCAGAUGUCAAGGAAUUAAACAACUUUUAGAAGACUGCUUAGGGAAGUUUGAUGUUUUAUCCUGUUUUUAAUAUUCUUUUGGGAGCUACCCAGAAUGGCUGGGGAAACCCAGCCAGAUGCGCGGUGUACAAAUAAUUUAUUAUUAUUAUGCAACGUAACAGACAUGUUUUCACCAUUCGUGUCAAAUGGCACAUAGGAUGGUAUACCAUUUGCAGCACAUAAAUUUAUUCCGUGUAGGAAAUCAAGGCUGAAAUCCCAUCACCAUUUACCAGGGAGUAAGCCCCAUUUGAAUUCAUGGUUAGGAUCACAAUGCUAAGCUACCAUCCCAGUUAGCCCUCUGAAGUAUGGCUACAGUUUGGUUCCCUGUACACUGGAGUGGAUACGUGCUUAAUAUGAGCUCUUGGCUCAAGCUGCAAAGUGUCUAUUGAAUAUUGUUUUUGUCUUCAAGUUGGAUAAAUUGAAAGUGUCACCUGUGCUGAAUAACUGGUUCACCUAUGCACACCAUCCCUUUAUUCUACAGUCAAUCCAUGAUAAACAUGUAAGUGGAUCAACCAUACAGAACCUCACCAGUAGUGUCUGAGGUCAUGUACGGAAUCCUCAGCAGACAGGAACCUUGCCAUGUUUCAUUACUUUGAGCACAAAUCCCAACAAAGACAAUCACUUUAUUGAAACAUCGGUUUUUGUUGACUAGUCCUCUGAAAGCUUGUCAUAAUAAAAUAUUUAGUCUUUUAGGUGCCACAAGAUUCCUUUUGUUUGCUGAAAUAGCCUGUCACAGCUACUCUAGAAAUUGCAUUUACCUUUACACCUUGGAUUCCAAAGUUUUAAAGACUGUUCAAAGUACUUCUCAUUCAUGAUUUUAAAAAUCAGCUAUGUCAAAUUAAGUUUCCCCAUAUUGCAGACUCAGAGUUGUAUGCUUAAAAGGCCACCUAAAUUUUCAACUUAAAAGGCCAUAGCUAAAUUUUCAACUGAUGGAUUUCACAACACAGCCUCUGAGCUGCUACACAGUUGUCAGCAUUCUCCAUGUAGUAAAGGAUGACUGUCUGAAUAAGUACAUGUUCAAUAUUAAGAGAAGGCACUGGAACUUUCAGCAGAGCACAGUAAGUGGAAAGCAAACCCUGCCUCUAGUUUUCUCUUCUCCUUUGAUAGCCCGUUGGGGCCUCUCUUCAAAUAUACUUCAGUAUCCCUCUGAUCAAACCAUAUAUACAAAUCAGUUAUUUCCUGUUCUGAUAACGUUUUUAUGUCAUUAAUGAAAUGUUUGUUCCCCUCUGUUUCCAGAACUUGGGACUACCUGUGCCAUGAAUCCUGAGCUUGGAAGGAAGAUUUUCAAAGGAGUUAUAUUAGUGGAAUUUAUCGGAGUUGCUAGCGCAUAUGCACUAUAUGUUAAAAUGGAUAAUAAUCAAGGUAACAAACUAUAUGUCUCAUUAUUUUUUCAAAUAACAGUCAAUCCACAGAGCGUUUUGACCAGAGAAUUUGCAGUCAUAAGAAUAUUAGUGCUGUUUACACAUAAAAGUAGGGUAUACAUUGAAAUCUAGUUCAUUUCUUAAAUGGAAGACUAAGCAGAGUAGCAUAUUUCCAUUUGCAAAAUUUAGAAAACGCACUAGGAAUUUCAGUAUUUGUAUUAUAACCAACAUAAUUACACAUCCUUUCUGAACUCACUCAUUUACAUUCAUUCUAUCUACUGAGCAACUAUAAAAAGGUAAAGGUUAGGUCCAGUCGCAGACAACUCGGGUUGCGGCGCUCAUCUCUCUCUAUAGGCCGAGGGAGCCAGCGUUUGUCCGCAGACAGCUUCCGGGUCAUGUAGCCAGCAUGACUAAGCCGCUUCUGGCGAACCAGAGCAGCGCACGGAAACAGUUUACCUUCCCACCGGAGCGGUACCUAUUUAUCUACUUGCACUUGAUGUGCUUUCGAACUGCAGGAGCUGGGACCGAACAAUGGGAGCUGACCCCGUCGCGGGGAUUCAAACUGCCUACCUUCUGAUCCGCAAGCCCUAGGCUCUGUGGUUUAGACCACAGCGCCACCCACAUCCCCUCUGAGCAACUAUAUCCAUUGCCUAUUAGGAAGUUUUCCUUGAAGGUGGCAUUCUCUAAUUUUACUGCAAAAUUCCUGAUAUAGCCGUUAAGCUGUUUGUUUGGAACAGCUGUUCAGUUUUUGGAAUUAUUUCAACUACAGUAGGUCUCAGGAGCUAGCCUGUUUAGGUUGUCAUGUAGCAUACUACCAGUCAUCAGCAAUUUUUCACAGACAUUGUCUCUGAACAGAAAACAUCUAUUUGCAUAGGGGUCAUGGGGCUGCACACACAAACCCUGCCUAUGCCGGCUAUGCACAUUUCACACUUUUAACACUUUUCUAGGUUCAGUUGCACAGAGGUAUGUACUUGCAAUCAAGGAAGAAUGUGUAGAAGCUUAUUUCAGAUCUUCCCUGCUUGUCAUGGGUAGGCCUGGUGACGGAAGCCAGCCGUCACAAAUGGCGCUGUUUAGCAUUUGAAAAAAGACACAGAGAGCCAGCAAUAUUUUCAGGAUGGUAUGAGCAGCUCCUUCGACCACUCUCCUCCGAUUUUAUUCUCCUUUGUCCUCCCCUGUCGCAUGGCUGUUUGCCAAUGUCUCACGUUACCUCAUCCGGUCAUGGCUUUUACCCACCCAUCGCCAUAUAAGGUAAUUACUGCCCAGAGGGGGAACAUAACUCCAUAUAAGGUUAUGCACUUAAUACACUGCAAGGCACGGACAUGCAGGUCACCGAGGUCAGCGAAGCACCAGGUGGCGCUACAAGCCUUUGCCAUGACUUCAUGGCUCCCACAGCCUAGCGCUGAUUCGGCAGUGCUGCUAUGUGCAGGUCUUUGUUCCCAACCUAGACUGAUAUUUCACAUUCAGGCAUCCUAUUUUCACUUCUGUGUACUGACUAACUUAAGAACAGGGCUCCUUUGGGUGGAGCUGUUGUAUAUUCAUGUAAUGGAAAAAAGCUUCCUCCAUGCUUUAUCUGGCAUGGAUACUUUUGCACAUUACGAGGAACAUUACAAUGGUAAUGCUCAGGAUAGACAAGGAGAAUUUGAGUUACUAUUGUAAUAGAACUCUGUGGCACACCUUUAAAAAAACCACCACCACCACCUGUUCUUCCUUAAACUGAGAUAGACCAUGACAAGUUCCAAUGUGCCACUUUUACAGUGAAAGGUAGGGCACAUUCUGGAUAUGAGAGCAGCCGAAGGGCAAGGCACUGCCCUCCCUGCGGAUCCCAAUACAAACAAUGAGAACUUUAUACAUCCCCCUGUCAUGUUUUAGACCAGUGAUGCAAUGUGUUAAAAGAUUAAUUUGUGCUAUCUUAAGACUUCCUACCACUGAGAUUUUAAAGUAUACAUGAGUCUGAUAGCCUUCCCUUUUUCAACUUUUGUGCCCAGUGUGACAAGCCUACGUUCUGCAAGUCUUCAACUGGAAAUACAGCCUGAGGAGGCUAAACAACCAAGUUGCUGCAUUACCUGUAAGAUUACCACAGAUAUUUAUGACUGACCAAAAAAACAUAGGAAAUGUAGCCACCAUGUAAUAAAAUGUACACUACUUAAUUUUUGUGACUGAAAUCUUGUGCACUGUACUGUUGUUACAAAUGUAACGUUUUUAUUUUCUCAGAUUUCAGACAAAAAAUGCACAGGAGAUACCCAUCCAUCCUAGAAGGUAUGUGAUAAUUAAUGUUGGUGUAAUUCUUUUUCCCCAACACUUUAAAAAAGCCAAAACAUUCAAGUGCAGAUAAAAAGGAAAUCCUACUACAAUUUUAUCAGAAAGAUAUAUUCAAUCAAAAUUAGAUCUUCAAAAGUCAAUCUUCAUUCAGUUGUGCAAAAGAUAAAAAAGACUCUCUUCUAUUUUCAUAGUUUAUUACAAAUGUAAUGAAUAUGCUGGUUUUCACGAAAAAAGGGAGAAAGAUCAAGCAGCAUGGUUAAUCAGCAAAAGCUAAUUGUAAGUAGAAAUAUUUUUUAAAUGUUUACAUUAAAUAUCUUCAUAUUUAUUUUCUUGUCUUUUUACUUUUGUGUUUGUUUUUCAGCAUUUUGUGUCUAAACUUCUUUUUCUGCUUGAUGAUGCUCUUCACAUCCUUAUUGUGUAUCCACCUGUUGCGUUCUUCCUCCCACCUGAGCUGUUUGACAUCUAAUGGAGGAAAACAGAGAGCACAUAGAUAAGUUUGGAGUGACUACAUCCUGGGAAAAUCUGGCAUUGAGUUUUAUGGAUGCAAAGAAUACUGCCUGAGUUAGAGAUUCAUGACCGACAAACUCUCUGCUAUGUUUUAUCCUAAAAAACACAAAAUGCUUUAUGUACAAAUAAAUACAAAGUUCCCUCCCUUCAACAGUCCAUCUUGUCUCAAACAACUUACAUUUUUCAAACUUAAAUGUAAUUUGGGCCAAUGAGGAAUGAAUUAUAUCAAGUUGAAGAUUCAGUGCUAAUCAUGAUAUACUUUUCUACAAAUGCAAACUUAAGGAUUUUUAAAAAGUUAUUAGCAAGAGCCCAAAAUCCAGCAACAUACCAUGUACAACUGGAAUUUCCAUAAACGAAUUGCCUUUGGUAAAUUUCAUCCAUUGUACCAUUGGCAAAUUAAGUUGAUCAUAUAGCUUCCAAAGAAGCAUGUUUUUUGGUAAGUUAAAACACAGGGUGGAAUCAUUGCAUAAAAGGGAUGGAGCAAAAUAUUUGUUUGACACACCUACCCACCCCUGAAAUCUGAGGUGGUGCAUAACCAAGCAAUUUAUUUCAAAUUCCAUUUAACAUGCUUCGUAUGAUUGCCCACUUAUGAUAGCAUGCUGAACAGUCUGUUCAAAAAGAUUACCUAGAAUAGGCAUUUAAGGAGGUUUGCUUACUGUGCUCCCAGCUCGAUCAAUACUUCUCUGUGUGUUGGGCGACAUAGCAGUUAUCACUUCCAUUUUGGGAUGUUCCAAUAAUAUCUUAAGUACCUAAUUGUGAUCCACUUUGUCUAAAAGUGACAAACUCGGCCCUACUGGAUGUAUAAAUGCUUAGGACCUAUCUUCAUUAAUCUGCUUGAAAUUGCUGCGUAAAACAUUAGUACAGUCCUUACAAGCUGCCAUACAGCACAGGCUCUCAUCUGGCCAAAGGGUGCAGGCAAAUUUACCCUGGCAUUUGACUUGUACUACAGGCAUAAUGAACUUGCUGUAAUUUCUUAGAUGCAGAAAGCUUUCCAGAAGUUUAAACGGUGUUUUAGACUACAGGACUAAGACAAGAAUAAUCUGCACAAAAUUAAGCUAAGUUCACAGUGGGAGGUAGUAAUUGGGAAAAAGGGAAGUGACAAGAUUCUGCAAUGACCAUGCAGCUCUCUUUUUGAGAAAGCUGCUGGAGAUAAUACACAAAGGUCUAAUUCUACUUUAGUAGACUGAACAGCUAGUUAUAUGACUGUCAAGUCCAUCAAGAGUUAGUUCUCUCUUGUUCUGUAAGGUUCAAAUGCCAGUUUCUAGUCAUCCUAUAAAUAAUGCAAUACGCUGGAAUUGGGUUAUCCAUGUAAUUUUUGGAUAUGGGAGGAUAUAACUGGAAUCUUAAGCCCUCUGGAUUCCUAUCCAGCAGGAUCCCAUGAGGCUCAAAGUGGGAAGGCUUUGUGUGCUCCAGAUGCAUCCCAACCACCUUCCCGAGUUGAACAUGAAGGUCUGAAGAGGGCUUCUAAAUGCACUGGAGUGAAUCAACUUCCUCUUGAGCAGGAAUCCUUAGAAGGCAUUUAGAAGCACCCUUUAGAACACACUUAGAAGCUCUUUUCAGACUUUCCUGCUCAACACAGGACAGAUGGGGACAUGAAGUGUGCAGUGAACACAGGGGUGGCACUGGGGAAGAGAAGGUACAACUGGGAGAAAGAGCAGGAUAGAAAUCAAAUAAAUAUGCUCCUCCAUUUGUUUCAAAUGAAACUAAUUGAAAUACCUUUUUAAAACCAUCACAUGAGCAUUUGGAAUGCCUGACAGGUAAAUAUAUUUGCUGAACAUAGAAAAAUUCACUUACUUGCAUUAUCUUUGUUAGCCAUUGCAUUCAUCCCAAUACUAUCAAACUUGGACCCAAUGUUUUCAUCCAGCAAGGAACCAAACUUCAAAAGAAAGAUGAUGAUUAGUACAUUGAUAACCAGCAGACCAAACACAUUUUAAAAAAUAGAAAACUUGGUGGCACCUACCUCUUCUGCAGUAGCAAGGAUGCCAGUGUCUUUGAGUUUUCUUUUCUUGUUUUCUUUUGACCCUUUAAAACAUUAAUAUGCAAUUAUUUAUUCUACAUGAAGAACAAAACGCAAAGUGUGUGUUGGGUGGGGAAUGGAUUUGAGCAGGAAACAGGAAGAGACUCCCAAGAACUUCUCAGGCUCUUCUACACUAUCUGCAACAAGGUGCUAUACUUCAAAACUCCAUCCUUUUAAAAACAUUUUCUCAAUGUUUUAUAAACAAAUGAUCUCUAACUUUCUUGACAGCACUGUCCCUGGUAUCAAACAGUCUACCACUUAUUCCUCUAGGUAAGGAAAGGGAUUUUGCUAACUAUAAAGUACCUUAGCAGUUUUACAUGCUAGUUCUUUAAGAGCUUGGGCAAAUAUCAUCUAACCAUUGCAUUUUUAAAAUCAAGUUCUAAACCAGUUAUCCUUUGUCAGGUGUACAGCUGAAAGAAAACACUAUCCUGCUGAAAACUGAACUAAUCCUUUCCAUCUGGUUUUCUGUGUCUGAUAUGGA
Podarcis lilfordi (Lilford's wall lizard) is the source of this 7649-nucleotide messenger RNA. The record is from the annotation of a GenBank genome assembly. NCBI's taxonomy places the organism in Eukaryota, Metazoa, Chordata, Lepidosauria, Squamata, Lacertidae.